This is a messenger RNA of Andrographis paniculata, 1160 nucleotides long. Its product is annotated as josephin-like protein. Lineage: Eukaryota; Viridiplantae; Streptophyta; Magnoliopsida; Lamiales; Acanthaceae. The coding region runs from base 357 to 905 and encodes 182 amino acids. Gene Ontology annotation, biological process: protein deubiquitination. The record is from RefSeq and is a predicted model, not a curated record. The transcript has 3 exons. Gene Ontology annotation, molecular function: cysteine-type deubiquitinase activity.
UAAUCUUCUCACUGCGUGGACUUCACGUUUCCUGCUUUGGUCGAUCGCCGGCGGAUUGCACUUCGGAGAAGUCGCCGAAGAGAGCCUCUGAGCUAGGUUUCUUGUUUGUUCUUCGUGUGUGCUCUCUUUGAAUUGAAUUGAAUUCUAACAUUAUGGAAUGCUUUGCGAAGCUGUAAGUUGCUAUUGAUUGUAGUUUUCUUCAGGUUUUGUCGCCGCGGGAAGUUAUAGGGUUCUUUUGGAAAGAGAGUAAGAUUCGGUGGUCGGCGGAUGAGAUAUCAAUUGUGGCAAAGGAAAAUAAUAUACGAAUCGCAAGCUCUUUCUUCGCACGGUGAAUCUUCCAUUGGAUUUAGUGGAUAAUGGAUAAUGAAGAGAAGUCUGUAUACCAUGAGCGACAAAAAUUACAGUUUUGCUUGUUGCACACUCUCAACAAUCUGUUCCAGGAGAAUGAAGCAUUCACCCGGGCAAAUUUGAAUGCCAUUGCUGGAAAACUAGACCUCGAGGACCCAAACAAGACAGCAUGGACUCCCUUGUCAGUGGUCUUUAAGCCACAUCAUAAUACUCUUACAGGGAACUAUGAUAUAAAUGUUCUAAUCUCUGCCCUUGAAGAAAGAGGUAAAAGGGUAGUAUGGCAUGAUCGUCGUUGUAGAGCAUCUUCAAUUGAUCUUGAUGGACCGGAGGACAAGUUGUUUGGCAUUGUACUCAAUGUUCAGGUCAGAAGGUAUGCUGGCCUUUGGAAAAGUAGGCAUUGGAUUGCAUUAAGAAGAGUAGAAGGAAUUUGGUAUAAUUUGGAUAGUGAUUUAUCUCAUCCCCAUCCCUUUAAAAAUACCGAUGAAGUUAGAGAAUUCUUGGAUGUUGUGAUGUCAGCUGGUGGAGAGAUUUUGCUUGUGAUGAAUGGGGAGGAAUGAAACUUUGAGAAGAUAGAUCGAAACACGAGAGAGUUUUCACUGGGAUUUUGGGGCAUUCAGCAGCUGAGUCGGUUGACCUACUGGCUGUAAAACGAUAGGACCUAUAUGGUGUUAGAGGCCACAGUGAGUAGUAUAUAGGGUUUAGGGUUUAGGGUUUAGAGGCCACAGCAACUGUUUACCCUUUUGUUAAUUGGAAGUAUUGAUGAUCUUAUUUUGUCUUAAUUUUAAUUAUCUUUGAAGCAGCUUGCUUGUUGA